GUUCAAUUUAAACAUAGCCCCAAAACCCGCCACCAGCGACCAAUAUAUUUUCACACGCGAAACAGAAUUCGAAGUAUCCCUAUUAGAGGCAUUUCAACACUGACUUUGUUAGGUGGAGAGUAAGAGAGCAUAUGGACUCUGACUUCUGAGUGUGUCAAUUGGAGGUUUUCUACGGGUUUGAAUCAGGCGCAUGCUAUUUGGAUGAAACAUAUGCAAGUAUAUGGGCAUGUUGUUGGGAGCAUCUCAGACUUCAAUUCCACGUUGAUUUUAAGUACCAACCAUGGAUGCUACGUUUUACCAAUUCAUCUUUGGGGAGUUUGGCGAUCCAAACUGUAGUUUGAUGGAUACUUUUUACGAAAACUCAUCGUUGUUGAUGCAUUUUGAUGGUUUGUAUUGCAAUGGCACCACGGAUGAGAUUGGAACGUGUUGGCCAAGGAGCAACACCGGACGAAUGGUUGAGAGACCUUGUCCUGAGUACAUCAACGGAGUGAAGUAUAACACCACAAGGAGUGCAUACAGACAAUGUAUGGAUAAUGGAACUUGGGCUGACAAGAGCAACUACUCCAGUUGUGAACCCAUUUUGGAGGAAAAGAGGAAAUACCCAUUGCAUUAUAAGAUUGCUCUGAUCAUCAACUACCUAGGCCAUUGUAUUUCUGUGGGAGCUCUUGUUGUAGCCUUCAUUCUUUUCCUAUGCUUAAGGAGCAUAAGAUGCCUUCGAAACAUAAUCCAUUGGAACUUGAUUACAACCUUCAUUUUAAGGAAUGUAAUGUGGUUCCUACUUCAGUUAAUUGACCACAAUGUUCAUGAGAGCAAUGAGCCUUGGUGUCGACUUAUAACAACAAUAUAUAACUACUUUGUGGUGACCAAUUUUUUCUGGAUGUUUGUUGAAGGAUGCUACCUUCAUACAGCCAUUGUGAUGACUUAUUCAACAGACAAGCUAAAAAAAUGGGUCUUCUUAUUCAUUGGCUGGUGUAUCCCAUGUCCUAUAAUUGUAGCUUGGGCCAUUGGGAAGCUUUAUAAUGAAAAUGAACAAUGCUGGUUUGGAAAAGAACCAGGAAAGUAUAUUGACUACAUUUAUCAAGGGCCAGUCAUCCUUGUCCUCUUGAUAAACUUCGUUUUCCUCUUCAACAUAGUAAGAAUUCUUAUGACCAAGUUAAGAGCAUCUACUACAUCAGAAACUAUACAGUACAGAAAAGCAGUAAAAGCGACAUUAGUGUUAUUGCCUCUACUUGGAAUCACCUAUAUGCUAUUUUUUGUGAAUCCCGGGGAGGAUGACAUCUCGCAAAUAGUUUUUAUUUAUUUUAAUUCAUUUCUUCAAUCAUUUCAGGGGUUCUUUGUAUCAGUAUUCUACUGCUUUCUAAAUGGUGAGGUGCGCUCAGCAGCCAGGAAAAGAUUGCAUCGUUGGCAAGACAAUCAUGCCCUGAGAGUUCAUGUGGCACGUGCCAUGUCCAUCCCCACCUCACCCACCAGAAUUAGCUUCCACAGUAUUAAACAGACCACAGCAGUUUAAUCUGGAUUGCCAUGGUCAAAGGACACCUUUGGAAACAUCCUUUUUCUCUGGGCACUAUUUCAAAAACAUUGCCUAUAUUCUACAGGAAAGCGACACUUGGAAGGCAAUUCAAAAUAGACCGGCCAGGCUGUCUCUCCAAAUCUGUCAAGUCCUUCUAACAAUGCAUAAACAGCAGUAUCAUAGUAUGCCAGGUUGUAUUCCAAUGAGGCAAACAAAACGCAGCAUCAAAAGAUAACCUAAUCUGUACCUAGCAGCAUUUAUCUCCAUAGGCCUGUAUGUCUAUUUGAAGGUAGGGAUAAUUUAGGACGGAAUGUUAAACAACUGCAUUCUGUGUCUGUGGCUUGAGAUGCAAUGAGAGAGAUUAAAUUAUUUAUAAAUCUUCAAGGAAAUGGAGAGGGUGCAGGUUUGAAGUGAUGUGCUUGGUAUGUCUUUAGCACCGAAUCUUUUUGCACUAUCAAAAUGUACUGCCUGGUAUAUAUUUUAAUAUAUUUCCAUACAAAUUUUUUUGAAAUUAGUUCCUAACAAACACUGCAAUUAUUGUGAUUAACAUAAUGUCAAUAAAUAUUUCUGAUUUCUGUAAAAAGAAAUGACACUAAGACUGCUGUAAUGUGGAUAAUAAUACAUAAAAUUUGGGUUUGAAUUUUGAAAAUAUUCAUUAUCCUGUGCAAAUAAUGGACAUAGAACUGAGAUUUGGCGACUUCUGCAUACUGCUAGGUACAACACGGGACAAUUAAAGCACUGUUUUAAUGUUGUUGUCUCCUAUUUCAGCCUACAUAAUGCCACAGCUAGCCCACAAGGUGAGAGAAAUGGGAAAGUUAAUUUAACCCAGCCCUCUUGCUUCCACAGGGGAAAUUAUGCAUUGUAGCAUUAGCGGGUAACUAGAUAACAACUAGGUAACAAUUAGCUAGUUACAUUAAAUAGCAUAUCCUGUCUGUGAUAUAAAUGUCCAAAAAACACUACUUGUAUACAUCUCUUUGGCUAGUGGUGCAAGACAGACAGAUAUCAUCCUGUGUUUAGCCUGGCAUUCUAGUUGAUUGUAUACGUGUGGUUUGGAAUGCUUGUUAUUGUAGCCUGUUCUGACCAUUUCUGUGCUUUGUUUGGUGAAAAUCAUUCAAAUGUCUCUGUUAACGGCACAGUAUACUUAGUGUAUUCAAUCCUUUCAAGGUUUUUCACAGUUUUCAAAUGACAAUAUGCUAUACUUAAUCAGUGUCAAUACCCAGAUUUUGGGUCCAGGAGUCAGAGAGAGAUUCAGUUGAAUGAGAACUCAGUUUAGCUACUCAAGACAACAUGCAAAGCCCUUCUGUAGUAAUGACUGACCAAUGGUCUGAUUUACAUAGUGUUUUCUUCCUCUCCCUCCAGGCCUACUGGAGACUAACAUAAGUUCCAUACACUAAGCAUAGUUAUUUAGGCUUCAGUAAGCUGCUGUAAGGGAUAGAACAGUAGCAUCCCUACAUCCUGGGAAUUAUGUGGAAUUGUAAAAAUGAUGUAACAAGAUGGCAAUGAGUGUAAACUCACUGAUCUGGGGCAUUUGUUUAAAGAAUUGUAUAUACAUUUUUAUGCUUAAAAGCAACAUUUGUACUAUAUAUGUUCUUUAGGAGUUUAAAUAAGCAUGGUCAAUGUUGCUGUUAAGAGUUUAGUUUUUGCUCAUUGACAUUUCUUUUCACAAUUUACUGGCAAUGAAAUGUGACUACAACCACGUUUAUGUUGUACAAAAGUCAAUUAUAUUUUUUUGAAAGAUUUUCUCAAAUUUUUGGUUGGGAAAAAAAGGUUUUAUUUAUGACGGUCAGGAACAUUUGUCAUAUUUUUGUAAUUGCUGUGAAAAAUUAUAAUUGUAAAAUAAAUUGUGAAGCUGUCGCCCAUUAGAGUUUGCACCCCUUGAUUGCUCUAUGUCACAUUUUCUGGUUGACAAUGCACCAGUUUUGUCAGUUAUAGUUUCAUAAACGUGACUAAUGCCGUAUGUGCAAAUAAGCGCAAUAGCUCUCUUACACACUGAUGAACCAAAACAUUAUGACCACUCACAGGUGAAGUGAAUAACAAUGAUCAUCUCCUAUCAAGGGCACAUGUCAGAUUUUGAUGGAAAUCAGUUCCCGUAGUCAACAUGUUAGAUAAGACGGAAUGGGCAGUAGUAAAGGCCUGACCAACUUUGACAAGGGCCAAAUUGUUAUGGCCAGACAACUGGGUCAGAGCAUCGCUGAAAUGACAAGUCUUGUGGGGUGCUCCCAGUUAGCAGUGUUGGUUACCUACCAGCAGUGGUCCGAGGAGGGACAAACCACAAACUGGCAACAGGGUGUUGGGCACCCAAGGAUCUAUCCCAUCUGGUCCGAACUGACAGAAGGUCUACUGUAGCACAAGUCACAGAAAAUGUUAUUGAUGG
Molecule: messenger RNA, 3884 nt
Organism: Esox lucius (northern pike)
Lineage: Eukaryota; Metazoa; Chordata; Actinopteri; Esociformes; Esocidae
Gene: crhr2
Product: corticotropin-releasing factor receptor 2
Exons: 12
Coding region: 281-1510 (409 amino acids)
Biological process (GO): adenylate cyclase-modulating G protein-coupled receptor signaling pathway; cell surface receptor signaling pathway; long-term synaptic potentiation
Cellular component (GO): axon terminus; dendrite; plasma membrane
Molecular function (GO): G protein-coupled peptide receptor activity; peptide hormone binding; corticotrophin-releasing factor receptor activity
Source: RefSeq, a predicted model, not a curated record